UAUUUAGACCAUGGCACUCCUUCCGACGAAAAAUAAGUGGUGGUGCGUCAGCAGGCUUUCACCCCGUAACAGUCGUACUAUAUAAUUUUAUUUCGUACUAAUUUAAAAAUACACAGCAUCGUAGUAGUCACCUCACCACAAAUGAACUGACUGCCAUACUGCCGAUCAUUUAACCUCGGCAUUAUUAAUUAAAAUUCACCUUGAUUAAUUAUAAUUUUGAUUUAUUUUUUAUUUACGUAAUUUUCUGCCAGAAACAGAUAUUCUCAGAAAUAAAAGUCUGAAGUGAAAGUAAGAGAAAUGUUGAGAAUGGAGCUGUUGAACAAUAUCGCGUCCUCUCCGGAUCCCCUGCAUCAAGUGGAUAUCGUUUAUAAGCGUCCAUUGGCCUAUUCCAAGAUGGAGUCGCUUAUCAAAGAGAUGCAAGACGAGGAGACGGGCGUACCUGUGAGGAGUCAGAAAGUGUUCCUGUCCUCCAUUCCGGCCGCGUUUGCGGGUUAUGACAUUAUCGAAUGGCUCAUGGAAAGAUUAAGCAUUGAAGACUCUGUGGAAGCAAUCCAUUUAGCCAACCUGAUGUGUCAGCACGGCUAUUUCUUCCCCGUGGGGACAAACAACAAUCCAAACAUGAACUUUUCAGUGAAGGAUGACUCCAGUUUGUACAGAUUUCAGACUCCAUACUAUUGGCCAAAUCGGACUUCUUUAUCCAAUGCCACAGACACUUCCGUAGACUAUGCAAUUUAUUUAUCUAAACGAACCCUUCGAAACAAGCAGAAACAUGCCCUUGAUGAUUAUGAACUAGACGCGUACAAUGAUUUGAGAAGAUGCUUGGGUCACAAGUGGGACUUUGUUUCGAUGCAGGCGGAUGAACAGGUUCGACUCAGUAAAGAUCGCAAGAAGCAGGACAAAGUAGUCCUCGACAGUCAAGAGCGAGCCUACUGGCGCGUCGUGCGACCACCGCCCGGCGUCCACUGUAGUAUCGAAACUCCGCCUACUUUCAAUACACAAAACACGGCCAAAACCAUCCGAAAAACAAACAACAUUCUGUUAGAAGACUUGCGAAAUGAGGUUGAUUUACUGCGAAAUUCCUGCAUUAGGACAAGAAUCAAGGUCUCCUGUGCGCUUGAGUCGCUAUCCUCUCACUGCGAGUCUUACCAUGAACACGACCCCAUCCUAGUGCAAAGACAACCCUCAAAUCCUUGGCAUUCGGACGAUCCUACAUUUUGGAUUUUGAAUGCAGACGUAAUUGACGUCCCCACCGAACGAAGACUCAAGAAGUGGGCGAUUUCAAUGGAAGAUUUAAUCUUCGACCCGUCCGGGGUCCGAGAAUUCACGACAUACCUGAAGAAAGAGUAUUGUCAUGAAAAUAUUCGAUUUUGGCUUGCCGUUCGUGACAUGAAAUUCGGCCCCGUGUCCCUCUUUCGAGUCAAAGCCCAACAAAUUUUCAACGAGUUCCUAUCGCCGGGUUCCCCUUGUGAGAUAAAUAUCGACAUGAGGACUCGUGUAACAAUGGAAGCAGUCCAGAAGGAAUUGAACUAUCUUGUCCCUUCACGAUUCACCUUUGAUCCGGCUGCUGAGCACGUUUAUAUGCUUCUCCUAAAAAAAGACUGCUAUCCGAGAUACAUAAGGUCGGAGCAGUAUAAGAAUCUGUUGCACCAGUCGCAGCAAGUUAGUCUCAAGAACAAUUCGAAGCGAUUAGACAAAUUUUUUAGUUUUGUGGUAGAAAGGAAGAAAAAGACAAGUACGACUGAUGACCAAAAGGUUAAAGUUGCAGAUUUGAGUAGUCUGCACCAACAAGAAAACUUGUCCAGCUUAGCAGAUAACAUUCCCUAUAGGGGAGACCUCGACAAUAAUCAGCAGAACUUGUCCGGACAAAACAGUCUGGAUGACGUCUGUUGCCCGUGGGAGACGUCAAGUAGCGUAAAGUCUGACAGAACGACUUCAACGGAUAGAAUUCAUAGGGUAGAACCUGUGAAGCAGAUUUCUUUAAAGUCAGAUAAAUCUGACGUAGUAGUCGUACCAAAGCAGAAAUCACUAGAUGACCAUUCAUCCACAAAAGUUGAGGUGGUAACUGUAGAAGAAAGGCCGAAGAAGAAAAUUGCUGAGGAUGCCGAAAUGCCGUCGUCAUCAUCUUCAUCCGUUAUACUAGCUACUACUCCUGCCACUCCAGUACCCGUGGCGGUGGUGCCAUUACAAGCCGAGUUGAAGAAACAAUUGUCCAAACAGAGUUCCAAUGCUUCCAGAAAAUCACAAGAACUAACCACGACCACCCUGACGCCAAUUUCCACAUCUCCGCCUUCUGCUGCUAUACUUCCAUCAUCCCCUCCUCCUCCUCUCCCUUCAACUUCACUUCACUCUGUGACUGAAGCAAUCCCUUCAACUUCAACAAGCUUGCCCCCACUGUAUCGACAAGCAUCAGUCGAGCGUCCUGUUGUGCCGGAGGCAGUAGAAGUGGCGGAAAAGACAGAAACAAUAAGUCAUAGUACUGCCCAACAACAAGUCCCGACAGUAGAACCAUCAACAUCAUUAUCCACAUCGCAAGAAAAAACGGAACUGAAGAAGCAACUCAGCCGCAAGAAAUCGACAGCAUCAUCCACAUCUUCGGCCGAGAUUUGUCCUUGGGAGGUCGAGAACGGAAGCGCCCCCGAACCUACAUUCACAAAAACAUAUUCAACGCUUGGGUUUAUCUGAGCUCUCCUCAGAGUAAAAUUUAGUAGUAUAUCAAGAUUGGGAUAUUCAUCACUUGGCUACUUAUAAAAACUUGAUAAUGUGAUAAUAAAUUAUAUUAAUUAUA
This is a messenger RNA of Folsomia candida, 2785 nucleotides long. Its product is annotated as regulator of G-protein signaling 7. Gene Ontology annotation, biological process: regulation of G protein-coupled receptor signaling pathway; intracellular signal transduction; G protein-coupled receptor signaling pathway. The record is from RefSeq and is a predicted model, not a curated record. Lineage: Eukaryota; Metazoa; Arthropoda; Collembola; Entomobryomorpha; Isotomidae. The coding region runs from base 298 to 2682 and encodes 794 amino acids. The transcript has 14 exons.